UUUACUAAUCUACCUCCCCAGUUUAUUCGCACAUAUAGUGUGUAUCUGUAUUUUUCAUUUGCGUUUGCUCCCGGCAUUUCUUCAUCAGGAGCAGUGCAUUUAUCGUUGCGGAGCCCAAAGUACAACUUCACAUCCGACUUUCCCCACUCAUUUUGAACAACUUGAAUUUCUAGGACGAGGACGGACUCGCGCUACGGCAGUUCCCGUGUUUUUUCCCGUUCUGGCCCCUUGCAUGAUCGCAACAAAAUGAGUUCGUCCUCCGAAGAGCAGCAAGAAGAGCAGGAGUUCAACAGCACGGGAAACUACUCGGAGCAGGAUUUCGCCUCGACGGGAGGGAAUUCGGAGCACGAUUUUGAGUCUGUGCACGGCGGGAACAAUAGCAACCACGGGGACAACAAUUAUCCCUACAACAGCGACUCUGCUGGAAAUUACGACAGUCUCGGCGAGGAUGGGGCUGAAGAGCAUAAUCUGUCUUCGGAAAACGAGCUAGAAGUUGCGGAGAACGCGCUUUUGUCCGCUUCCCGGUUUUCACAGGUCACGUCCAACCACGAUAAUUAUCUUGAGCAGGAACUCCCCGCCGUCGCGCAAGUGGACACCAGGUACGUCAACGAUCCGUUUUCGGCGUUCGGCGAUGGGGAACACAAUUCCGGCCAGUCGGAAGAUCAUUCCUCAGAGGACCAAUUUGAAGACGAAGCCUUCCAGUCCCCGAUAGCGGCAGCCGCUCCACGAACGAUUCUACCAGAGGGGGAGGGGCUGGUGAUGAGCACCACUUUAGUACCAGAGCGUGGGGUCGACGACCUCCAACAGCAUCAGAGCUCCAGUUCGAGCGAUAUUCCGGAUGGUAUUGUCUACGGGUCUGGGCUGAUGCAGGGUAAAGCGGUCGAUGAGGAGGACGAUGACGAGGACCAUGAGGUUGACACGCAAUUGACAAGGACCGUCCUUGCGGCCAGCGGCGGGGCUUUGCCUCCGGGCGGCGCCGUUCUGGUCGAGGGCCAAGCGGGGUUUGAAGACGACGGUGUUGAGGGCAGCCAAGGGGAGUUGGCGGAAAACCUCAGCCUGGUGUCGUCUUCUUUGGAAAAAAUCAACGGUUUGAAAACGAAGAGCAACACUUCUUCAAAAACAGCCUGGGACCGCGAGCAGGAGAGACAGAGGAGACAGGACAUGAUCACGGAAAGCAGGGCAAAAGCUGUCGUGCAAGUGGUCGCACCGACCGCCACCAGAAUGGUCUACCACCAGCAACAAACGACCUCGAGUAGAAGCAGGCCCGGCAUCAGUACAACUUCCAGCAAGACCGAGAGUGUGGAAGACGUGAAGGAAAAGCUCGCAUCGUUGCAGGAGCGUAGGAACGAGCGCACAGCCAAGAUGAACAACUACCUCCAGCGUCACGACAUUGUGUCGCCGACACGGGUGGGAGGAGCAACAGCAACAGCAACUUCUACAUCGAAUCGGCCUAAUAUCGCACCAAUCACAGCUACGACCCUCGAUCUAAACGCGGCCCGGCGGCAGCAGGCGGAGAAGCGAUCGAGCCCGCGACAGCACAAGACCAAGCACGUACUCGCCGCGACGUACCGCAAAGAGAUUUUAAGCGCUGCGUCGAACGCCGCAACGACCAGUGUGUACGACACCUGCUCCGCACCGAGUACGGCUCGGAACAAUUUGAUGAAGCAGCAGCUGUUGGCCGAUCCCGACCGUCUGUUUGACGAGGAAGAGGAAGAUGAGGAGGACGACGUCCCGGCUUACACCCUGCCGAUGAAGCUGAUCGCCAGAACGAACUACGAGGAGUCAGAAGAAGAGGAAGUGGUCGAUGACUUGGACAACGGCUUGCUCUUAGACUUCGACUUAGACGUCGCUCAGCUACAGGCACAGCAACAGAUGAUGCAGCAGGCGGGCGGGAAUGGUCCUCAGAUGAGCACCCGACCAGGUGGCAACUUGGGUGGAAACAAGAGUCUGCGCAUGAAGGGCGGCGGCCUAUUCUCCUCGGCAUCAACGUCCGGUCCGCAGAAUUCCUCCCCUCCCGGCCCUGCUUUGCGGGGCAUUAUGGCUGGUAGUGGACUACAGCCUGCACCUGCUGUCGGGUCUUCUUCAUCUCAGUACCGCGGGCGCAGUGGGGCUGGAAGUAGUAGUGCAGAGAGGAGGAGAAAAAACAGCCCGGGCCGCAGUGCGGAAGACCACAGUACGGGGGUGCUGACCACAAAAUUCGGCAGUAACCGUAUUCCAAACAUCGCCCCACGAGCGGCAGAGCCGUGCCUCGAGGUGGUGAACUUGGGCACACCGCCGCCAACCGCUGUUUCUUGCUUUUACGGGGGCGACGAGCGGAGCAGUGCACCCGCGAGCGCCCGCACCUCGGGCAGUGCGAGGGGAUCUGCCAGCACUAGUAACAACAAUCCGGCACAGAGACCGCCAUCGCUGGGGGGAAGCAACUACCAAAUCAUGUUGACGCGUGCGAGCGAUGCGAACCACGAGCAGGUGGACAUCACGCCGCGAAAGAAGGACCCGACCAAGCACCCGGAGUUCAAGAAGCUGCAAACGAGCAUCAGUGCGAAGAUAAAAAUGCCGGAUGUUCUUGGCUACAACGUGCAGUCCAUUCUCGCCGGGCGAGACGCGAGCGAGUUCUUCUCGCCUCUCCCCGCCGCGAGCGCGACAGCCGCGCGAAAUAAUGCCACAGGCGGGCCGCUGUCGUCCAGUGGGACGAACAAGGACUACAAGGUACUGGAAUACCAGAAGAUCCAGCCGACAAAACAGCCCCAGGCCCCGACGUUCUUCAAGGCGCCAGAUUUGGCACAGCACUUCCAUGCGAUCGAAGCUGCGAAGAAGAAGGAAAUUGAGGACCAACUUCGGAAACAGCGCGAGGAGGAGCGGCGCCGACUUGCCGAAGAGGAGGAGCGACGACGGUCUAUUGCUGCGAUUCCCUUAAAGCCGAUGCUCGGGCGCCCGGUAGGCAUCGGCGCCAAUCUGCAGAACGUGGUCCGGCUGAACCAGCAAAAGUGGGAGCAGACAGAGGUCAAAUUUGGCGAAAGAUCCGCGUCUGCGGCGAGGCGGAAGCAAGCAGAGGCACACGCGAAGCUUCACCAGAAGAUGGUAUUAUACAUAGGAGUUAGGUUUCUGUAAAUUAGAAUUUCCCGCCUUUCUACACUUUGAUAUGAUCCAACACGGCUAUCGCAUUUUGUUUUCGACGUUGUGAUUUUUUUCACCAAGAACUACGAAAGCGUAGUUGAAGUUGAAGUUGAUCUUUUUUUCAAAAAAAAAGAUCACGAGAGCGUUGAAGUUGAUCUUCAUUUGACAUAGUCAAAACAAAAAUCCUAAAACAGCCGACACGCGCGAUGCAUACGCAGCACCACCAACAAUCGCCGUCCUCUCCCCGACAUAACUUUUUGGCACCGCCGACCGCCGGGCAAUCUCCUCUGAAGAGCAGUCUUCCUGAAACCAGCAGAGACCCAGAGCUGUAUGCGUCGUCCAUCUCCGCGACGGCCGACCAACAACUACCGCACCAUCGCGCACCAGACGGGCUCGGGGCCUCGGGGGUGGAGAGCCUUACUACUUCCUUUGACAGAAUUCGGCUCCCCUACGAGGUGGAGGGAAACGAAGAGGUGGAGGAAAACAUGGAGCGCAUCGAGAGUGUGAUCAACAAGGUCGCGGCUAACACGAGGCGGGCCAAGCUGCCGAUCCAACUACCGCUGAACACGUUGCACCUCACGCCCCGAAUCGUGGACUUGAGCACCCUGGCCGCGGCCAGCAGUGCGCGGACCGGGUCGCCCCCAAUCACCGCACGGGCCGAGGGGGAGGGAAUCCCCCCUCCCAUGAACAGCAGCAAAGACAAGCAGCUACCCUUCGAAACACCACGAGAAAUGGACACUCCGCGUUCGCCGAGAGCGGUGGUCGGUUCUUUGGCUUCAAGGGUAAAGCGCAUGAGCAAACCCCUAACGACGAAGCAGUAUGAACAGCCUACAGAGGCUCCGGAAUUCAUCGAGGAACUACUGUAUAAAUGAUUUACAUUUUCUAUUUUGUUGUCGUCUCUGUAGCUGUCCACUCACUGUGCUGCUUUUCAAUCUGAAGUCUUCAGAUUCAGAAGAAUUUGUAUUUGAAACUUCUUGUCUAUAUAUGAUGCAGCAUCACCAAAAGUUUUAUCUAUCACACAACAGCGAACCAAGCCAGCUUCGUUUGUGUUCGAAUCCGCCGUCCGUGGGGGCGAGCAAGAAGUCGAUGGAUGUUCCGGAGGACGAGAAGAUCAACCCCUGGUACACUCCGGGGGAGUACGAGCAAAAUAACGGGAGCAAGUUCUCCAUGAACGUGAUUGGCGCGGCGGAAGAUCAAGAACAGAGUCAGAACGUCGACCCCAUGGUAGAGGUUUCGAAGACCAUCGGCAGGAUGCAGCAAAUGACGAGUUUGCCGCCCCGAAACCUCCCAAAGGGAACUCUCCGGGAACACCAGAGCCGGUCGUUUUUCGACCGAAUUCCGAAAACCCCCCGGGACGGCAAGAUGCAGAUGCCGGCACCGCUGGUGUGUCCCGCGGGCGCGCAGAUCGACGAGGAGCGGCUGGCCAUGGCUCCCCAGCUGUCGAUGAGUGCUAUGCCGCCCAUCCGAGCAGAUUUGAACUUCGUCGACGUGGAAAAUUUCAUGCAGAACGCGACCCUGACGGCGGACGACAUUGACCUCUGCCCCAUGCCCCCACCGGAACUGGUCGAGGAGUUCCAGACCCCGCGGCCGAAUGUCGGUCCCCCGAUGCCCAUGCCGUUUGACGGCAUGGUGGGCACCGGCGAGUACGUCCAGGCCGACCCGGAGGCGGAGAAGCGCGAGUUCCUGGAGAAAUACGACAUGUGCCCGCAGAAGGUGGUCGCGCCAAUCGCCACGGUGAAGCUGGACAUGGAGUCCUUCCAGAAGAAGUCGCUCACCGCCAGUUUGGCCACCGGGGGACGGGCACUGGAGCACUGCCAGAAAUUUUUCGUCACGGACGCGAGUGCUGCGCUCGUGGAAAAGAACCUGACCGACUCCCCACGUGGCGUGUUAGCGUCGCCACGCGGAGUCGCUGGUCUGUUCGCCACCACCACAUCAGGAGCCUCGGCGGACCGCGACAACCUCCGCGGCAAGAUGAAGUCUGGACGCAGUAGAGGUGGGGGUACAACUUCUAACGCGGGAAACUUAAGCGCGAGAGGUGGGCCUGCAAGUAGUGUACCUGGAGGUGGGAGAAAUAGACCGGCCUCGAAGACGCUGCAGCGUGGCACCUCGUCCGGAGCUGCAGUGAAUAUUAACAAUCGAAUCGCUACGCCAAGCUCCAAAACAAGCGCGAAAGGAGCGAGCACCACUGGCACUAGAGCGGGAAGCAAACUAGGCAAAGCCGCCCUAGCGCCGCCAAGUGCGGAUGGCGCUGAGGCCGCGGAGCAAAAGAACACACAGAGCGACAGAGUCAUGAACACCAUCGAUCCGACUACAUCAAGCACAACAACUGGAGCAAUUGCCAGUACAAAUAAAGCUCCGACAGAACAACAACCGCAGCGACCGAAAGCACUGCCGAUGUUCAACAUGGUUCCGAACACGCAGACCGUGCGCGCACUGAUGACCCCGAGACCAGCACCGCCAUUGACGAACAAGUCUGGCGCUGGAAGGCAGUCGCAGUCCGGCAACUUGAGCAGCGGGAGUGCGAGCGGUUCCGGGCCGGAACGACAGAGGUCAGCUUCCUCCUCUUCCAGCCGACAGGGGGCGCCGGCCUUUGGAUUGCAGAUGGUAUCGCUUUUCCCGCCAAGAAAAAGUGUGACCGGCGCGAACAGAGAAGACGCUGUUCGUCCGGAGAUGCGUGCACCCACACCGAAACCGCCGGCCCCACAGUUGCAGCCCCCUCCGGAGAUGAUCCUGCAGGAACAAAGAGCGAUGCAAGAGCCGCAGCCGCUGCCCGGCGUUUUGAUCCAGCCCAUGAGCGUGCAGGACUUGCAACGCAACACCAUGCUGAAGCCGGGGGAUCGAAACUUUUCCAGAAACAAGAUCGUCGUGCAAGAACCGUUCUCAAUGCCCCAGAGCAACGCCGCCGUGAUGGUGGAAAGCGGAAUAAAGGCCGCACAGGUGGUUGCCGCUCAACAGCAAGAGGAGCAACAGGCAGCACAGUUGAACAACAACACGACCCGAACGACGGAACGAAGGCAGCACCACGGGCAUACGCACUCCACGAGGAUAAAGGAACGCGAGCCGCACGGCCAGAAAAGACGGUCAUCCAGUCGCGGUCAGCAUUACCGGCAUCAUUCGAAAUCCAGGCACUCUAGUAAAACCACCGAGGAUCCCAACCCGGAAGACCGAGAGCUGUCAAUCCCUCAGCCUGCGGUCGAUUGGCGAAAUCCAAGUAUCGUCUGCAAAACCGGACUGCCGACGGAUUGGGCGGCGUCUAGCCGGGAGCAGUUUCGCAACACUAUGCAGAACAAAGUAGCGCAGAUAGCCGAUAGUCUCGCGCCGAAGCUAGUUUCCACGGUUGUCUUCAGUCCCCGGCUGAAAGAAAAGGAACAAAACAAGACAAAAAAGGAAACAUCAAGUAAGCGCGGAAACAGCCCGACGACCGGAGGAGUGCUUAGUAGCGACGGCGGCGGGGGUAAAAACACCUCCGGGUCCUCCAGCUCGCGGCCCGGGACUAAAACCACAGCCAAAAAGAGACCGAGUACUUCAUCUACUACAACUGCCGCGCAAAAACGAUUACCCGCAAGCAAUUCCACAACAGGCCCCGAUCUUAACGACGAACUUGCAGCAAGGGAAGGUGCUGCUGUAGCACCAGCAGUAGAGAUGAAUUACGCAGCAUCCACCUCCACACCAGGGGCUGUGCAAAUGCAAAACAAGAGCAACACCGAGGCAGCCGCUGUUUCGCCCCUUUUACUCGACGAAGCCGUCGCCGCCGAGGUGGAAGAGUCUCUGGAGCAGAGCCGGGCGAGCAGCAAAAACAAGAUCCAGGCCGUCCUGUUCACCCCUAGAUCCCGCGGUCAACCACCCGAGCAGCAGCGCGCCGGCAGCCACCAGAUGGCGCUUUUGCGGUCCCAGUCCUCGAACACGCAGAGCCAAACUAGUACAUCGAGAGAUACCACCAGCAGUAACACUAGAACAACCCCCUUGAAAAAAGCAGCGACUGUGUCCCUAGCUGGCACAACUCCUGAUGAACAACGUAGUGGCAAGGUGGUUCACACAAAAGCAGCGCUGUACAGCAGGAAAGUGAAAGCUACUUCAUCUGGGGAUGCUGGUGGUCGUUCACGGUCAUCAGCGGGGUACAGUCCCGUCAGCCGGCAGUCUUCCACUUCUGUGCUCCCGUCCUCUUCUCGGGGCGGCGGUACCACACCCCUGGUCGUGGAAUACUCCUCCGCCAUGACGUCGCGCGCGCGGACGCCCACUCCGCCAAAGAGGACGCGAUCCCGGGGCGGUGGAAGUAGUACAUCGCCGAAGGCGGGAGCACGAAGUCGAAGCCGAUCUGGGUCGAAGAAUAGCCGUAGCCCACCACCGACCGGUAGGCCGUCCACCGCGGGGAACCCUCAGCUCAGGAUUCUGCGGGAACGCCAACAAGACAAAAUCGCGGGAGAAGCCGCCGCGAAGAAGGCCGCAGAGAGAAAAGCUAGGAUUCAGGCCAGACAAAGCAGCAGAGGACCGGGUGCUGCUGCCGGAGGUGCUACCGCAACUCCCGAUCGAUUUACCUCGCCGGCGUUAGCUGAUCCGCUACAUAGAUACUGAGCAGCUCCUCAAACAUUUCAAGUUUUUUUUUCACAUCGAAUUCUCCUCGCAAUUCUAGCCUACCCACACCUACUAGUAGUUGACAUAAAUAAGAAAGAAAAAUCCCCCAUGAUCAUGAGCAAGAGAUUUGCGCUGGAUCGCAAGCAUGCUAGUGGUCACAGUAUUCAUUUUCUUUUUCAUUUAUCCACAUGAUCUUCCAAAUAGCCUGGGUAGCACAUCCUGCACACUCCUGCUCCGAGUUUUUUUUUACAUGUCUUAUGUCAUAGAGCAUGCAAGAAAGACAUCAACGUAAUUAUUUCAUCAACAUUUUUCGUUGCUUAACAAUAUUCAACGUGUCAUAGAUACAAAUCGCAUUCGCUGGCCACGAUCCAUCGAUCGCGAUCCAGGCCUCAUCUAUGUCCUUCAUUUUUCAAUUGUCACUAUCAUGAAUCAUUUGUCAUACGUCUAAAGGAGGGUGCUAUCAGCCUCUACGUCUACUUUCUGAUUCCAUUCAUACAUUUCCUACGAUAUGUACUGAAUUUCGCCAGAGCACCACGAGACAGAUGGUGAGUGCCUGAGGUUUUGGUUGUUGAAGACAUUCCUGGAUAUGGUUUUCAUUGCCUUCUGAUGUACAAAUUUUGGAAGACGCAAAUUUACCAUAGCCAUCCGUUCAUAUUGAUAUCACUCGAACGUGUUGC
Molecule: messenger RNA, 8363 nt
Organism: Amoebophrya sp. A120
Lineage: Eukaryota; Dinophyceae; Syndiniales; Amoebophryaceae
Source: the annotation of a GenBank genome assembly